Molecule: messenger RNA, 3280 nt
Organism: Entelurus aequoreus (snake pipefish)
Lineage: Eukaryota; Metazoa; Chordata; Actinopteri; Syngnathiformes; Syngnathidae
Exons: 5
Coding region: 63-557 (164 amino acids)
Source: RefSeq, a predicted model, not a curated record
UGUUUGCUCUUUUCUACAAUCUGCCUUUCAACUUGUCACUUUUCUUCUUCUUGUUGUGCAUCAUGAAGUGUGUUUACCUCUACACUGUUGUGUUGUUGUUGGCAGUGUGUGACGUCACUGUGGCAGGACCUCUACACGCACAGUGCACAGUACAAUGGUAUGUCGCGAUACCGUGUCAAGCGGUUUAUGAAUCGCUGGUAUCGCAGAUCAAGAAGUGGGAAGGCAUGACGGGCUGCACCAGUGGAGGACAGCGCUGCUCCUACACGCUACAUUCUGCCACGGUGCACUUUAUAUCUGCCAAACACACCACUCCAUUGAAGAGGUACCAACAAGUCAUCAACUUCCGCCUGGUGCCAUACCACUUCUUCACUGGAUGUCAUAUUUCUGCCAUGUCCAUCUCCCAGACCUGGUUUGUGGUCCGAGACCACGGCAACAACUACUGCAACCUCUACAACCUCAUGGAAGGAAGUAGUCUCACAGAGGUCAGAGGUUACAGGGAGAUGACCAGUGACUUCUUAUGUACUCAACGCUCCUCAGCCAACUGUGCCCUCGACUGACUUGUACUGCAACUACACUCUUCUUUCAUCAUCGUUAUUAUUAUUAUACGGUGGGUACGGAUUGAUUUUUGCCUCAUACCUGUGAGAAUCCUGCGUGUGAUUGAAAAAGGAAGGAAGCUUUGAUUUAUGAACAGAAUUGCUCACGUCAGUGAAGGAUAAACAAAGUCAAUACCUUGCUGGUAUUUGCUAUUAGUCUGAUUACCGUAUUUUUCGGAGUAUAAGUUGCACCGGCCGAAAAUGCAUAAUAAAGAAGGAAAAUAAAACAUAUAUAGGUCACACUGGAGUAUAAGUCGCAUUUUUGGGGGGAAAUGUAUUUGAUAAAAGCCAACGCCAAGAAUAGACAUUUGAAAGGCAAUUUAAAAAUAAACAGUGACGUGCAGUCAGAGGAGGCAGGGAAGGCGGGGCCUCACCUGCCAUCAUGUAAAAAAAAAAAAAGUAAAAAGAUUUAAAAAAAAUUAAAUUGUUGUGUGUAUCCAGUGAUUAUACUAUAAAGUUAUUUUCCAUUUAACUUUUAGAUUAUUUUUAUUCAAAAUCGCUGAAUUUUCACAUUUGCCGUUCAAAUACUGAGAAGAGACUUGCGGUGAGUCACCAGCCAGUUGUGCCUCACCAUGGAUUGCGCAAUGACUGGGCUAACUGCUGGCCUGCUGUGCAGUGAGAGCGUAUUGCUAUAUGAAUUAUAUUAUACAUUUAGCUAGCUGAGGUAUAUAAUGUACAGUGUAUUUUGUCUACAACUGUAUGUGUGUCACAUAUUUCUUGUGCUGAGCAUUCAUAAAACGGCUGCGAAGACGCACUGGCUGAGGCUCGCAGUAAUCCCGCCUCAUGGUGGUAGAGGGCGCUAGUGAUCCCAGGGAUCAUUCUUGCGACUACUCGGCUGCAGAAGAAGUGACAACAAGCAGCAACAGUUAGCAGCGAUCCUUUAUUUUUUCCUCUCGCCUGGACUUUUAACAUGGAGGAUUACAUAUCUAAAAUAAAACACUUUUCUAAACUGGACUUUCAAUGGAAGCAGGAGGUAAUAAUUAAAGGCCUACUGCAAUGAAUUUUUUUGAUUUAAACGGGGAUAGCAGAUCCAUUCUAUGUGUCAUACUUCAUCAUUUCGCGAUAUUGCCAUAUUUUUGCUGAAAGGAUUUAGUAGAGAACAUCGACGAUAAAGUUGGCAACUUUUGGUCGCUGAUAAAAAAGCCUUGCCUGUACCGGAAGUAGCGUGACUGUACCGGAAGUAGCGUGACGUCACAGGUUGAAAGGCUCCUCCCAUUUCCCCAUUGUUUACACCAGCAGCGAGAGAGAUUCGGACCGAGAAAGCGACGAUUACCCCAUUAAUUUGAGCCAGGAUGAAAGAUUCGUGGAUGAGGAACGUGAGAGUGAAGGACUAGAGUGCAGUGCAGGACGUAUCUUUUUUCGCUCUGACCGUAACUUAGGUACAAGCUGGCUCAUUGGAUUCCACACUCUCUCCUUUUUCUAUUGUGGAUCACGGAGUUGUAUUUCAAACCACCUGGGAUACUAUAUCCUCUUGAAAAUGAGAGUCCAGAACGCGAAAUGGACAUUCACAGUGACUUUUAUCUCCACGACAAUACAUCGGUGAAGCACUUUAGCUACUGAGCUAACGUGAUAGCAUCGGGCUUAACUGCAGAUAGAAACAAAACAAAUACGCCCCUGACUGGAAGGAUAGACAGAAGAUCAACAAUACUACCAAACUCUGGACAUGUAACUACACGGUUAAUGCUUUCCAGCUUGGCGAAGCUUAGCAAUGCUGUUGCUAACGACGCCAUUGAAGCUAACUUAGCUACGGAACCUCGACAGAGCUAUGCUAAAAACAUUAGCUCUGCACCUACGCCAGCUCUCAUCUGCUCAUCACGACCCGUGUUUACCUGCGUUCCAGCGAUCGCCGGUACGACGAAGGAUUUCACCCGAUCACCGAUGCGGUCGGCGGCCCGGAGACGGAGGAAGUCAAGGUGAGGUCGGCGGCUAGCACGUCUGCUAACCAUCUCAAAGUCCUCCUGGUUGUGUUGCUGCAGCCAGCCGCUAAUACACCGAUCCCACCUACGACUUUCUUCUUUGCAGUCUCCAUUGUUCAUUAAACAAAUUGCAAAAGAUUCACCAACACAGAUGUCCAGAAUACUGUGGAAUUUUGAGAUGAAAACAGAGCUUUUUGUAUUGGAUUCAAUGUGUCCCAAUACUUCCGCUUCAACCGUUGACGUCACGCGCAAACGUCAUCAUAUCGAAACGUUUUCAGCCGGAAAUUUGCCGGGAAAUGUAAAAUGUCACUUUAUAAGUUAACCCGGCCGUAUUGGCAUGUGUUGCAAUGUUAAGAUUUCAUCAUUGAUAUAUAAACUAUCAGACUGCGUGGUCGCUAGUAGUGGCUUUCAGUAGGCCUUUAAAGGAUCAUCUCCAUCGAGACAGAGAGACUUUUAAAACUGAAGAAAGAUAAGGAAGACUUCUAUAAACAAGUUAUCGAUGCUUUUGUUCAAAAGGAGCUGCGCAUGGACUUCAUUUAUAAGUAAAGGUAAGACCAUAAUAACAUUUUUUUAUUAAAUGUGCUUUUUUGUGUGCUACAGUUUGUAUGUGUAAAGUUAAAGUUAAGUUAAAGUACCAAUGAUUGUCACACACACACUAGGUGUGGUGAAAUUUGUCCUCUGCAUUUGACCCAUCCCCUUGUUCACCCCCUGGGAGGUGAGGGGAGCAGUGGGCAGCAGCGGCGCCGCGCCCGGGAAUCAUUUUUGGUGAUU